Molecule: messenger RNA, 3442 nt
Organism: Suricata suricatta (meerkat)
Lineage: Eukaryota; Metazoa; Chordata; Mammalia; Carnivora; Herpestidae
Gene: CPNE2
Product: copine 2
Exons: 15
Coding region: 36-1586 (516 amino acids)
Biological process (GO): cellular response to calcium ion
Cellular component (GO): plasma membrane
Molecular function (GO): calcium-dependent phospholipid binding
Source: RefSeq, a predicted model, not a curated record
ACUGCCAGGAGCUGCUGCCACCGCCGACAACCCCCAUGGCCUACAUCCCUGGUGGGGGCACCCCAGCAGUGGGGGCAGCCCCUGUGGGCUCCCAGUAUUGCGUGUGCAAGGUGGAGCUGUCAGUGAGUGGCCAGAACCUGCUGGACCGGGAUGUCACCUCCAAGUCCGACCCCUUCUGUGUCCUCUUUACAGAGAACAAUGGCAGGUGGAUGGAGUACGACAGGACAGAAACUGCCAUCAACAACCUCAACCCCGCGUUCUCCAAGAAGUUCGUCCUCGACUACCACUUUGAGGAGGUACAGAAGCUCAAGUUCGCCCUGUUUGACCAGGACAAGUCCAGCACACAACUCGAUGAGCACGAUUUCCUGGGCCAGUUCUCCUGCAGCCUGGGCACGAUUGUCUCCAGCAAGAAGAUCACUCGGCCUCUGCUGCUGAUGAAUGACAAGCCCGCAGGGAAGGGCCAGAUAACGAUUGCUGCCCAGGAGCUGUCGGACAACCAGGUCGUCACACUGAGCCUGGCGGGGAGGAAGCUGGACAAAAAGGACCUCUUCGGAAAGUCAGACCCAUUUCUUGAGUUUUAUAAACCAGGAGAUGACGGCAAGUGGAUGCUGGUUCACAGGACUGAGGUGAUCAAGUACACGCUGGACCCUGUGUGGAAACCGUUCACUGUGCCAUUGGUGUCCUUGUGUGAUGGGGACCUGGAGAAGCCCAUCCAGGUCAUGUGCUACGACUAUGACAACGACGGAGGCCAUGACUUCAUUGGCGAGUUCCAGACGUCAGUGUCACAGAUGUGUGAGGCUCGUGAUGGAGUCCCGCUGGAGUUCGAGUGUAUCAACCCCAAGAAGCAAAGGAAGAAAAAGAACUAUAAAAACUCGGGCAUCAUUAUCCUGCGUUCCUGCAAGAUAAACCGGGACUACUCCUUCCUGGACUACAUCCUGGGAGGCUGCCAGCUCAUGUUCACAGUUGGGAUAGACUUCACAGCCUCCAAUGGGAAUCCCCUGGACCCUUCCUCUUUGCACUAUAUCAACCCCAUGGGCACCAACGAGUAUCUGUCAGCCAUCUGGGCUGUUGGGCAGAUCAUUCAGGACUAUGACAGUGACAAGAUGUUUCCUGCUCUGGGCUUUGGGGCCCAGUUACCCCCAGACUGGAAGGUCUCCCAUGAGUUUGCCAUCAACUUCAACCCCACGAACCCCUUCUGCUCAGGUGUGGAUGGCAUCGCCCAGGCAUACUCGGCCUGCCUGCCGCACAUCCGCUUCUACGGCCCCACCAACUUCUCACCUAUCGUCAACCAUGUGGCUCGGUUUGCAGCCCAGGCCACACAACAGCAGACAGCCACGAGCUUGCAGGCUAGUGGGGAGCCCGGCCUGGAAACCAGCUGUGGAUGCAAGGCGAUCAAUCCCGUGGUGACAGAGCCCUCUCCCACUUCUGUCUUGGAGGUGGGACGGUGGACCCCUGGGGUUGUAGUGGAACUUAAGAGGCUCCUGGACAACCUGGACUCUGCCUGGAGUGGGCGAGGAGCCCAGGACUUGUUAGCGGAGGCUGGGCACAUGGUCGUGAGCAUUAUGGCUGUCUGGCUGGCACAUUAGCAAGGGCUAAUGUCCAGUGCCAUGGUUCUGGGCUCUUUCCUGGGCUGCUAUCUUGGACACUGAGGCUGUCUGACCCGGGGUGUGGGGUGAGAGGGUGCAGAAACCUCCUCCCUCUCCACUAUUGGAGAGGCCAGGCCACCAAAAUGCAGGUGGUAGAGGAGGACAGUGGGGAAAGAGUCCCAGCUUUAAAGGCUUAUGUUUGAAUCCACACGGCCAGCUCCCAGCUGUGAGGCCUUUAUCAAGUCCCUGAACUGCUCUCAGCUCCUUUCCUCAUCUCUAAAGUGGGAAUCACAGUGUGAGGAGGGCAAGCACUGGGCAUGGGUGCUGUGUUAGCAGGGACUUCAUCACCCUGCCAGUUGGUACCCGAGGUCCUGAGGGAACACAGGUCCUGUGUGUGCCCACUUCCCUGGGGAGGAGGCCUGGGGGCCGCGGGCUCCAGUCUCCUAGUGGAGAGGUGUGGCUGAUUGAAAGGGGAAAGCCCAGAGGUUCGUUGGGAGGCCAGUCCUGCCCCCUGAGUGGUGAACCUGUUGACUGAGGCCAGGCCUCCUCCCUACCCCCAGGUUAGGUCCCCAGGAACAAUGGAGGGCUACAGGGGGACAAGGGUGUAGCUUGGGUUAUAAGGCCCCCCAACCACCGAGGGCGGCAGGGGAGAAGAGGGGGGCAGGCAGCAGCUGCCCUCCACUGCAGGGAUCCAGGCUGCCAUCUCCAUAGCAACAGGUAUCCCCAGCCUAGGGCUAGGUCUCUUAAAGGCACAGUGCAGAAGGUGCUGCAUGGCCGGCAUAGGGAGCCAGGGGGGUUAGAAUGGUGUGUCUAUGCCUCUACUCGGCUCGCUCGCUUGGGCCACAGCCGUGAGGUACAAGCAGGAGAGCAGGGCCUCCGAGGAGGCUGAACUUGGAGCCUCUGUAUGUUCCCCAGGGAGCAAAUGGCUUUGAAAGGCCAGGUGCUUACCUGGGGUCUGGCUUGGGUCUGCCCUCGAUGACCUGGACUAGGAUGGGUCCCCCAUUGCCUCUCCAGAGGAUCAGGCGAGAAGGCAAAGCCUCAGAGUUUUAGGGCCACAUAGGGCUUUUCUGUUUAUUUUAUAGAGGAGGAAAACCAUGUUCCUCCAAAAGGGGCCAGAGAGUGCUAAGGUGAGGGCCAAGCUGAAGCUGAGGUCUCAGCCUGCUCGGAAUGCUGGGUCUCUGCCCAAACCAGCCAGUGAGCCUUCCUGAGUCUCAUUCACCUACCCACCUUCGCAGUUCAUGCUAUGGCCAUGUACCACCCAUGCUAAUUAGUGUUUUUAAGUAAUUUCAUCAGGAACCUCUGUAGCCCAUCUAAGUAAAAAGUUACACUUGCCGUCUGUAGAGAGUAACAGUAAAAAUAAAUACAACAAAGCCAACCAGAUAGUGAAGCUUAACCAUGGGGCCCCGAAGGGCUGCACUUCCUGGCUGUAGGAAGGAAGGUUAGCAAACGGUAGGUGUUAAAGGCAGGCUUGAAUCAAAUUGGGCCUCUCUGCUGGGUACCGUUUGUGGAAUUUAAAGACCUGUGCAGAACUAAUACCAUAGCUUGAUGCUCUGUUUGCUGUGUGACCCCAAGUCUACUUACUAGCAGCAGAGUCCUGCGGUCCCAGAAGCAUCCGCCUACAUGACCAGUGCGACUGUUAGAGGCCAGCCAUGCUGAUGGGGCAGGAGUGGCUCACAGGGAUUUCUGUGCAGGCAAAGCAGAGCAAGGGAGGCUGGUCCCUGAGUCCGGGGAGGCCAGACUGGGUCUCCUUCCCCAGCCAUGGGCCUGACUGCCAAGAACGCAGCUAUCUCCUCUGGAGCGCUGCCCUCCUCCCCAGGGGUCAGGAGGUUUGGGGGCAUAGGGGGGCUGGGGAAGGG